AUGCUCGACAUCGACGACAGCCUCAUCCUCAGCUCAGCUCUCGUCGACGACUACGACACCCUCUCCUCCAUCGACUCUCUCUCCUCUCCUCACAAGAGGCCUCCCUGCUCCGUGCAAGAAUAUGACGUCCAUCAGGCUUCAGUGCCGUCAUUUCGAGCAAAGCAGCUCCAGGCGCUGCAGCACUGCAUCGAGCUGCUUACUCGGGAGGAGAGGCCACGAGUGGUGAACGCGCUGGGGAUCGAGCUUCGGGGAAGAUACAGUCAAGCUCUGCUCGUGAUCUUCAUCUCCCUUUCACUUGCCUCCGCACAAGACAAGAGCGUCGCCAACCAGCCCCUUGCCAAGUGCGACCGAUCCAAGGUCAACGACCCAAAGUUUCCCACUACAGGAUGGCGGCGACAGGAUCUGUGUACGGCAGAGGACGAGGACCAUGGCUCGCACUUUGUUUGCGUCGACAUGCCCUCCGACUUUUGGGCAUCGUCGCCGCAAGAUGCUGCUGAAAACUGGCCAAAGCCUGGGCCAUGGUGCAUCUGCAUGUGGGCGUACGCCUCCUACCUCACCCAGGAGAGCUCGUUCCAGCAGGACCUGAUCUGUGACGCCACCAACCAGUGGGUCCUUCACAAGUACGACAAGUCAGUUCCCAGCCAGUGCAAGGCCCUGAUGUCAAUCUGCAAGCAGUGCGGACUGAGCGAUCCUGUCUGCCCGGCUAGCUGCUGA
Molecule: messenger RNA, 714 nt
Organism: Guillardia theta CCMP2712
Lineage: Eukaryota; Cryptophyceae; Pyrenomonadales; Geminigeraceae
Exons: 6
Coding region: 1-714 (237 amino acids)
Source: RefSeq, a predicted model, not a curated record